Messenger RNA from Nezara viridula (southern green stink bug), 2174 nucleotides. The record is from the annotation of a GenBank genome assembly. Lineage: Eukaryota; Metazoa; Arthropoda; Insecta; Hemiptera; Pentatomidae.
GUUUAUUUGAUCGAUGAUUAUGGAACGAAUUCGGAUAUUAAAUAUUUGUUAUUUGGAAUUAGUCAGCCUAUUUAUAUUGGAGUAGAUUUUUAAAUGUUAUUUAUUAUUCGAAAAUCAACCUGUGAAUGCCAACAAAUAUUUAUUUUUUACACUCAAGUCGUAUCAUUUUAAUAAAGUACAAUAACUUAUUUCUGUAUUGAUAUGUGUUUAAAGCUAUGGUUUUAAGUGUGGAAUAUGGUAGUGAUAACUGCUGGACAGAAGUUUGUAAAAAAGUGAAAGAUGCUAUUGUUUUUCUGGAUGAAUGUUCUGCAGAAUGUUUACAUUGGAAUGGAGGACUUGUUAGACUUCUUAGGGCUGGAGCCCUGGGUGUUAAAGGUUUUUCUUCCUCAGUGAGUGAAAACAGUCAACAGAAGAAGGCAGUAUUUCUCAUUAAGGAUCCUUUAACUGGUCCUCCUCGUAUGAUCCUUAGAGAUAUUAUAUCAAAGAGUAACUUUGAACAUUGCAUUGUGAUAACGUCAUGUAGUCCGAUUGCCUUAACUUUGGCAACUACUGGAAAUGUACCAGAAGGAAGUCAUGAAUUAACAGCUCUUCACAAACUUGAACGUGACAUUUUACAUUGGAUGAAAUCUGAGGCUUAUACUGCAGAAAUAUUUCAUUUUCCUUAUGGUUUCAUAUCAGUCACAGAAUAUUUUUUUAUUAUACCAGCAUUUUCAAAUCUAUUUCCUUGUUUUGAAGAUGAUCUGGGCAUCAAAUCUUCCCAAAACUAUGGGACUGCAGAAUGGACUAUGGAGUCACUACCUUUGGAAUUACAAGUAGUUAGUGUGUAUCUUAUGACAACCCUUAAUGCCUUGUUGUCUCAAUUAAACGUUCGAGAAGAUAUCUAUUGUUUAGGGCCUUAUAGCACUUUAAUUGGUUCUCAAUUGCAAAAACAGUCUACAAGCAUACUCAGGGCUAAAACUGCUAACUCUACUAUGGGUUUGCUGUUAAUUGAUCGGAAUUUGGAUGUUUGUAGCUGCUCAGCUUUGGAAAAUUACUCAUUUCUUGAUUGCAUGAAAUCAGUUCUGCCACCUUUCCCUUCACAUAGUAUAGAUGUUGCAAUUGAUAUGUCUUCCCUAAGCUCUUCUAAAGUGGGUAAUAAAUUUAAUGUUAUUGCACCUGGUUGCUUACAUGAACCCAAGACUGAUAUGUUGGAGUGGCUUAUUUACAAAACACCAAAUGAUAUAUUAAAAGCACUAACGAAAGAAAUAUCUAUGAUUUGUAAUCUAAAAGAAAAAUCGAGCGUUUCUCCAUCUGAAUUAGAAGAUGUCGUUCAGAAGAAGUUUUCUGGAAAAUAUGAUCUCAUCAGAAAACAUUCUGCGGCUUUACAGUAUACCUUGGGUUUCACUCAGACUGUUAAGUCCAGUGCCUUAGAAAAAAUGAAAUUAGCUGGAAGUUUUCAAAAAUUAUUGAUGCAAGCUUUAGCAGUUGAUAAUAAAACAGAUGAAGCUGUUAAAUUGAUCAUCAACAUAAUUGAAACUAGGAGGAACAAAGGAUUGGGAAUGGAGUUUAUUUUGUUGAUUUUAAUAUUUUUUUAUAAUUUUAUUGGUGAUCAAUAUUUAGUGAGUCGUGAUGUAGAAAAUAGUUUAUUGCUGUCAUUUGAAAAGGCUUUCUCCGAAGAUAGAGAAACGUAUGGCCACGAUAUGGGUUUAAGUGUAGAGGAAAUGAGCGAUAGUGAAUUCUGCUCUCGUGUUUUCAAGAAACUUAAUAGUUUAAAGAAGAGUAGAAAUCAUUUGAUGAAAUUCAGGAAUAUUGCUAUUUAUGAAGAUAUGUUAUUACCAUUGGAAUAUAGGAGCGUCUUGAAACAGUUACUAGAAGAUAUCACAAAUCCAAGUAAACCAGAACUUGAAGAUGUUAAGCAUAAACCUAAUCUUAGCCUUCGAGAUAAUUUUGCUUCAAGAUUUAGUAUGAUACUAAGCUCUUCAAGACCCCAUAUUAUGGACAAUGAUAAUGUGUUAAUAUUUGUGAUUGGUGGUAUAACCGGUAUGGAAGUGAAGUUUAUAAAAGAUUAUUUUAAACCAUUCGAUAAAACAGUUAUGAUUGGAUCCACUGCAUUGACGUCUCCUGCGCACUUAAUACAAAAUAUAUUUAUAAAUGACCCUUUAAAACCUAUUUUGAUAUAAUAAAUUUUUUAUUUC